Humulus lupulus (European hop) is the source of this 1192-nucleotide messenger RNA. RefSeq lists its product as uncharacterized. NCBI's taxonomy places the organism in Eukaryota, Viridiplantae, Streptophyta, Magnoliopsida, Rosales, Cannabaceae. The coding region runs from base 112 to 1038 and encodes 308 amino acids. The record is from RefSeq and is a predicted model, not a curated record. Gene Ontology annotation, molecular function: oxidoreductase activity, acting on the CH-CH group of donors. The transcript has 10 exons. Gene Ontology annotation, biological process: lipid metabolic process. Gene Ontology annotation, cellular component: membrane.
UCAAAUAUCAACCACAAAUUUCUCACUUUCCCAUAUAUAAAGCUAACGAAGUUUCAAACCCAUCAACAGAAUUUUCUGUUAAUACUAUUCCAAUCCUAAUUUUCUUUCAUCAUGGGAACUGUAAUCGACUCCCAUUUCUUGGGCCUUACCGCCAUUGUUACAGUUGGAUAUCAGUUGCUGUUCUUCAUAGUCACCGCUCUUCUCAAAAUUGACAAAGUCACUGACUUCGCUGGAAGCACUAACUUUGUCAUACUUGCUAUAUUGACUCUGGUGGUCAGGGGCUCAUGGCACUUCAGACAGGUUGUUUUGAGUUCUCUGGUAGUAGUAUGGGGUCUUCGCCUUGGACUGUUUUUAUUGUUGAGGAUUUUACAAUGGGGAGAGGAUAGGCGUUUUGACGAAAUGCGCCAAAAUUUGGGGAAAUUGGCAGUUUUUUGGAUAUUUCAGGCUGUCUGGGUGUGGACUGUGAGUUUACCCGUUACAGUGGUUAAUGCUAGCAAUAGAGAACCAUCUUUUCAACCUGCAGACAUAAUUGGGUGGAUCAUUUGGUCAAUAGGAUUUUCAAUUGAGGCCUCAGCAGACCAGCAAAAAUUGCAAUUCAAAAACGAUCCAGGAAAUAGAGGGAGGUGGUGCAAUGCUGGAUUGUGGAAAUACUCUCGUCAUCCAAAUUACUUUGGAGAGAUUUUCUUAUGGUGGGGGAUUUUUGUGGCUUCAACUCCUGUACUGGAUGGUGCAGAGUGGCUUGUGAUCAUUGGUCCUAUCUUUCUUACCUUGUUGCUUCUUUUCAUCAGUGGAAUUCCAUUGCUGGAGGAAUCAUCGGAUAAGAAGUUUGGAAAUGUUGCUGGAUACGCGAUGUAUAAGAAAACAACUAGUCCUCUAAUUCCACUGCCUCCACUAGUGUAUGGGAACCUGCCAUCGUGGUUCAAAAAGUUUUUCCUCUUCGAGCUUCCUCUCUACAAUCGCAAUAUUCUCCAAGAAGGGCAACACUGGUAUAGAACCAGCUCAAGAGAAGGAAGUGGGGGAUUGAAGAAGAUGAGUUAGUGCAUUGUACAUCUCUAUUUAUUGCUUUGAAUUUCAGCUAUUUGGAUAAUUUUGGGUUUUUGGUUGAAAAGUCACAUUUUUUAUUCUAAUUGAUUAUCACAGAUUGGUUGAAAAGUCAUAUUUUUAUAAAAUUUAUAAUUUUGUUUUUUGACCA